Molecule: messenger RNA, 1038 nt
Organism: Kazachstania africana CBS 2517
Lineage: Eukaryota; Fungi; Ascomycota; Saccharomycetes; Saccharomycetales; Saccharomycetaceae
Gene: HIM1
Product: Him1p
Exons: 1
Coding region: 1-1038 (345 amino acids)
Biological process (GO): import into nucleus
Cellular component (GO): cytoplasm
Source: RefSeq, a predicted model, not a curated record
AUGUCUAUAAAUUCCAAAGAACAUAUUCUGUUUUUUGGAUCCAGUGGGCUAGUCGGCAGUGGUUCUUUAAGCAAUUUAUUAAAUCCCAACUUUCUUCUGUGUAAUAAGCAAAAUAAUUUCUAUGACGUGAUUGAGUCAAGCAUAGUAAGCGGUGUUUACGAUAUUGCGUUUGACAAAAUCAUAUAUUGUUUUAAUAGAACGCCCCAAAACAUUAGAUAUAAGUACCAUUCAGAUUUUGAAAAGAACAGCCAAUUUGACUUCGGUGGAACUAAGUAUACUCUGUCAAAUAACCCAGAGCCUAACAAUUCAUUUGAGUCAAAAGGUCAAUUACAGUUCGCAAUCAAUGAUGUCGAGGAAAGAAUCAAAAUUAAGUACCAAGUUAUGCCAUACAGUAAAGAAUUUGGUUUUUCCGCCGAGGAAGAACAACAAUUAAAUGUUACUUACAAUGUUUUUCACGUCCAAAUAGUUUAUAAUGAGUCAGAAAAAUGGCCAGACCUUCUUCCUAUACUUUUUACUGGUGAGAAUGAAAUUAAGAUUGCACGAAAACGAAAAGACAGGUUAUUCCCAGAGCUCUUCAAGUUAGCAAAUAUUAAUGACAUAUCAACAGUGGUGUGUACGCUGGGAGCAUCGAGCGCUACUGCCAAAAAGCAGAACAUGACUGUUAAUAAAAUCGAUUAUGACUUGACUUACAAUCUAAUAAGAGCCUUUACAACUACAGAAAAUAAGAAAGUGAUAAUAGUCACUAGUUUCAAUAAUGCUCUCAUCAGCAAUAUUUUCCCAUAUUUUAGAACGAAAUUGAGGCUAGAAAAUGAUCUCAAGACAACUUUAGAACCACCUAUAAAAGAGCUUUACAUUCUCAGACCAGGACCUAUAAAAGGGAAACACAGAUCCAAGGAAAGCGAAAUAUCCACAAAUAUUCGAACAUUAAAUCCAAUUACAAGAGCCAUCCAUUAUAAAAAGAAGCUUAUAAAACAAAAAAAGAAGCACUGGAGCUAUUUUACACUGAUGAUGCCAAAACGAAAGUUUCUGAGAUGUUAG